Molecule: messenger RNA, 3333 nt
Organism: Encephalitozoon hellem ATCC 50504
Lineage: Eukaryota; Fungi; Microsporidia; Unikaryonidae
Product: RNA polymerase subunit beta
Exons: 1
Coding region: 1-3333 (1110 amino acids)
Biological process (GO): DNA-templated transcription
Cellular component (GO): RNA polymerase III complex
Molecular function (GO): ribonucleoside binding; DNA-directed RNA polymerase activity; DNA binding
Source: RefSeq, a predicted model, not a curated record
AUGAGGGAAGAUCAGAGACUCGAGCUUAUAAAACUUUUCUUCAAAGAAAAAGGACUGGUCAGACAGCACAUAGAAUCAUAUGACUAUUUUGUGGAUCAUGAAAUAAAGGCUCUUGUAAGAGCAAAUCAGAUUGUGGACUCUGACAUUGAUCAUACAUUUUAUCUCAAGUAUCUGGACAUCCGUGUUGGGAUGCCAAGCGUAGAGGAGAACAUGGUUAAUUACAACGUGUUUCCGAUAGAGUGUAGGCUGAGGGACAUGACGUACUCUGCAAAUAUUUACGUCGACAUAGAGUAUGUUAGAAACAGGCAGAUAAUUGUUAAGAGAGAUGUUUGCAUCGGAAAGAUGCCAGUCAUGUUGAGAAGUAGCAGAUGCCACCUUAGAAAGGAAGCGAAAAUCUCAAUAGAGGGAAACAGGGCGAAGGAUAGGAAGAUCAAGGAGUCGCAAGAAUGUCCCUUGGACGUUGGAGGAUACUUUAUUAUCAGAGGAAUCGAAAGAGUAAUAUUGAUACAGGAACAGCUUUCCAAGAACAGGAUCAUCAUAGAGUCUGGACCGAAGGGGCUGUUUGCUUCUGUUACGUCUUCCACAGAUGAGCAUAAGAGCAAAACAUCGGUAACGAUCAAAGACGAUUGCUAUUACUUGAAGAACUCGAUGUUUAAUGAAGAGAUCCCUGUGGUGAUAGUGAUGAAAGCUCUGGGGCUAACCCAGGACAAAGAAAUAGCUGAGUGUGUUGGAAAGGAGUAUUUUGAUAUUAUGGUUCCCAGUUUUGGCGAGUGCAUAUCGAAGGAGGUGUUUACAAAGGAGCAGGCUCUUCUUUACAUAAGCAACUAUAUAAAGCUAAGACCCGAAGACAACAGAAUAGAGGAAGUCCUCACCAUAUUGUCCGAGAAAGUGCUUCCAAAUGUUCAGGUAGAGGGAUGCAACCUGAGAAAGAAGGGGAUUUACAUAGCACUGAUGAUUAGGAGGCUUACACAGACAAGGCUCAACAUACUUAAGGAGGAUGAUAAGGACUUUGUUGGAAACAAAAGGUUUGAGCUUGCAGGACAGCUGCUGUCAAUUCUUUUUGAGGACACAUUCAAAAGAUUUAAUUUUGAGUUAAAGAAGUCUAUAGAUAAGAUAUUAAGCAAGAGAUCGAGAGCCCAGGAGUUCGAUGCACUGACAUUUUUGAACCUACAAGCCAAUAUGAUAACGUCCACCCUCUCAAGAGCAAUUUCAACUGGAAACUGGAAUCUAAAAAGAUUCAGAAUGGAGAGAAGCGGAGUUACACAUGUCUUGUCAAGACAUUCUUACAUAUCUGCAUUGGGGAUGAUGACGAAGAUCAACUCUCACUUUGAAAAGACAAGAAAAGUAAGUGGGCCCCGAUCGCUCCACACGUCAUCCUGGGGCAUGCUUUGCCCCGUCGACACACCUGAAGGAGAGUCAUGUGGGCUUGUGAAGAAUCUUGCAUUGCUUGCAGAAAUAACGACUGAUUCGGAUGUAAGGCCAGUUCUGGACUUAAUAUUCAAGCUCGGUGUUGUGGACAUCAAUUCUGUCUAUACAAGGGAAAUACACCAGAAUGGAAUGUUUUCUGUAUUUCUCAACGGUGAUAUUAUUGGAAUAAUCGACAAGGUAGACUUUUUUGUGGAGCAGUUCAAGCUGCACAGGAGAAAGGGACUUGUCGGGAAGUUUGUGUCGAUUUACAAGGUGAUGACAGAAAGGGUUAUCCACAUAGCCUCAGACAAUGGCAGGGUGUGUCGCCCGUUGAUUGUUAUUGAUAAGAAAAAGAUAAACAGGAUGAUAGUGUCAAACGAGAUUGAUAAGUGCUUUGAGGUUUUAAACAUUUCAGAAAGGCCAGAGAUGGAAAGAGGAAAGACCUUUCUUGACUGCUAUCUCAAAUACAAGUCGUUUUCCGAUCUAUUGGAAGAGGGCUUUAUUGAAUAUCUUGAUGUCAACGAGGAGAAUGACUGCCUUGUUGCACUUAAGCCUGAGGACAUGGUGGAAGAGACAACACAUCUUGAAAUUUCUGAAUUUGCAAUUCUAGGAUAUGUAGCGGGGCUAGUGCCAUUUCCCCACCACAACCAAAGUCCUAGAAACACAUAUCAAUGUGCAAUGGGAAAGCAGGCCAUCGGUCACAUAUCUCUAAAUGUCAAGAAGAGAUUUGAUCCUGUUAUUUUACAGCUCACAUAUACGCACAGGCCCAUGGUAUCCACAAAGAUACUCGACCUUAUCAACUACAAUGAAAUACCUGCAGGGCAAAAUGCUAUGGUUGCUGUCAUGAGCUACUCCGGGUAUGACAUAGAAGAUGCUCUUGUCUUGAACAAAACAUCGAUUGAAAGAGGGCUUUUCAGGGUAGAGGUGUAUAAAACAACCACGACCUUGUUGAAAAAGCAUAGUAGCGGCAUGUCUGAUGUUCUCUGGCCUAAUCCCAAAGAGAGUGUUUUGGAUGAGGAUGGGUUAGGAAAACCUGGAAGGAUGGUGAAGGACGGAACCAUUUAUGUGAAUAAGAUGUCGCCUGUGGAAGGCAUAUAUAAGUUUACAGGGAAGGUCCAUAGAGGAGAUCCUGCAUAUAUUGACAAGGUACUCAUUACAAAGUCCCAAGACCAGGUGCUUAUAAAAACUAUGCUGCGCCAGACAAGACCACCAGAAAUAGGGGACAAGCUUAGCAGUAGGCACGGUCAGAAGGGUGUUGUAGGAUUAAUUGUUAGACAGGAGGAUAUGCCCUUCAAUGACCAAGGAAUUGUCCCAGAUAUCAUCAUGAAUCCUCAUGGAUUUCCAUCGAGAAUGACGGUCGGAAAAAUAAUAGAGCUAAUUUCUGGUAAGGCUGGCUUGAUGGAGGGGAAAAUCUUCGACAGCACUGCAUUCAAAGAAAACUCUGUUGAAGAAACAUGCAAUAUCCUCUCCAGACAUGGAUUCAGCUAUUCUGGAAAAGAUUGCUUUACAAGCGGAACAACGGGCGCACCAUUGACUGCAUAUAUAUUCUUUGGACCGGUAUUCUAUCAAAGGCUUAAGCAUAUGGUAGCAGAUAAAAUCCAUAUGAGGGCACGAGGGCCUAGGGCAAUACUCACUAGGCAGCCAACAGAAGGUAGAAGUAAGGACGGAGGUUUAAAGUUAGGAGAAAUGGAGCGUGAUUGCUUGAUAGGAUAUGGAGCAUCUUCUCUGAUUACAGAAAGACUGAUGAUAUCUUCAGAUGUAUUUGAGGCCUACGUGUGUAAAUCAUGCGGGGUGCUUGCAUUCAAAGGUUGCUGUGUUGCCUGCAAGGACAAGAAUCCUACAAAGAUAAAGAUGCCCUAUGCAUGCAAGCUUCUGUUCCAAGAGCUCAUGUCCAUGAACAUCCUUCCCAGGCUUCAUCUUGAAUGA